AUGAGAUUUUCAACAGUUGCUGCGAUUGCUGCUUUGGUUGCCACCGCUUGUGCGGACUUGAGCUUCCUUGACGACCUUCUUCAAGAGAAAAAGAGUAUCAUUGAUGAAGAAAAGAGUCUUCUCGCAGAGAAAAAGACACUGCUUCUUAGCUACCUCGAGGAUAAGAAGAAGAGCAUUGAGAGCGAGAUCUUUAACAAGACCAAGACUCCCGAAACUCCAUCAACCACCACUUCCACCACCACUUCUGAAGCUCCAUCGACAUCGCCAUCCUCGGCUCCACCUACGUCAACCACCACCACCACUACUGCCUCCCCUUCAUCCUCCUCCGCUCCACCAUCGUCUUCUUCGUCAAGCGCUCCACCAACUACGACCACCACCACUGCUACCUCCCCCUCAUCCUCAUCCUCCGCUCCACCAUCUUCAUCUUCCUCUUCAAGUGCUCCACCUGCUAGCUCCUCAUCAAGUGUUCCACCUGCUAGCUCUUCAUCAAGUGCUCCACCUGCUAGCUCCUCAUCAAGUGCUCCACCUGCUAGCUCCUCAUCAAGUGCUCCACCUGCUAGCUCUUCAUCAAGUGCUCCACCUGCUAGCUCCUCAUCAAGUGCUCCACCUGCUAGCUCUUCAUCAAGUGCUCCACCUGCUAGCUCCUCAUCAAGUGCUCCACCUGCUAGCUCCUCAUCAAGUGCCCCACCUGCUAGCUCCUCAUCAAGUGCUCCACAUUCAUUUUCCUCAGUUCCACCAAAGAGUUCUUCGGUUGUUCCCCCUGUUAGCUCUUCGGCCUCACCUGCUGGAUCCUCGUCAACAACCACUGAAAUCAAGACCACUGUGGUCACAAUCACCUCGUGUUCGUCAGACAAGUGUCACACGACUACUGCUACCACCGGACUCACUACAGUGACAGAAAACUCAACUGUCUACACCACUUACUGCCCAUUGACUUCAACUCCAGUGAGUUCAUCUAUCCCUUCAUCGAUCCCACCAUCUUCAUCUUCCUCAGUUCCACCAAAGAGUUCUUCGGUUGUUCCCCCUGUUAGCUCUUCGGCCUCACCUGCUGGAUCCUCGUCAACAACCACUGAAAUCAAGACCACUGUGGUCACAAUCACCUCGUGUUCGUCAGACAAGUGUCACACGACUACUGCUACAACCGGACUCACUACAGUGACAGAAAACUCAACUGUCUACACCACUUACUGUCCAUUGACUUCGACCAGCCUGGUUCCAUCAAGCACUUCGUGGUCGCCAAAACCAUCAUCUGACACCGAUACAACCGUUUUGCUCAGCAAGACCAUCCUCACUACUCUUAGCUCAUCUAGUGUCACAUCUACAACAGCUCCUACCCCAUCACCAAGCUCGUCGCCUUCAAUCGGUAUAACCACCGUUGUUACUGUUACUUGUACCGAGAACAAGUGCUCUAGUGUCACAAAGACCACCGGUGUUACUACCGUGUCCACAGGAUCAACCACUUACACCACCUAUUGUCCAAUUCCUUCUUCAGCCGUUCCAUCUAGUCCUUCCAGUCCUUCCAGUCCUUCCAGUUCAUCGACUCCAACGUUGGUUCCAGUUACCAGUUCAACUGCCCCUUCAAAGUCUUCAACGACAGUCUCGAUCUUGCAAGGUGCAGCUUCUGGAAACAGCCCAGUCUUUGCCUUGUUUGCUAUUGCAUUGGCUUACUUUAUGUAA
Lodderomyces beijingensis is the source of this 1677-nucleotide messenger RNA. Lineage: Eukaryota; Fungi; Ascomycota; Pichiomycetes; Serinales; Debaryomycetaceae. The record is from the annotation of a GenBank genome assembly.